Molecule: messenger RNA, 2057 nt
Organism: Leptinotarsa decemlineata (Colorado potato beetle)
Lineage: Eukaryota; Metazoa; Arthropoda; Insecta; Coleoptera; Chrysomelidae
Gene: CarT
Product: Carcinine transporter
Biological process (GO): transmembrane transport
Cellular component (GO): membrane
Molecular function (GO): transmembrane transporter activity
Source: RefSeq, a predicted model, not a curated record
CUGCAAGCGUUCAAUAUUCAUAUAUAUUUCCACAUUCUGAUGAAAUGUUAGGACAAUGGCAAAAAGUUUGGUUCAAAUGUAUUUUGUGACUUUUGUCAAAUUUGAGAAAAUUGAAUCAGUCAGCUACAUGUUCAGAAUCAGAAUUUAUACGAGUAGGUAUCACACUGAAUAGUGUCGAUGAAAGUAACAUUGUGUUAUAUUUAUUAAGGCUUUGUUUUAUUUUUCUGACGGAGAAUUUGAUUCCAAUGUUAAUUGAUUGAGAAUGUGGAAUAAUCCCAUAAAGCAGUCAAUCUGUAUGGCUUCCGACCUAAUCUGAUAGAACACAGUAUCACUGACGACUGACGACUGGGUCAGAAAUGGAAUUAGUUGAAUCUGGUGAAAGCGAAAUUAUCGAAACCAAAAAUUCGAAGUCCAAUGAGCAUGGUAUGGACAUGGAUGACCUCCUUCCCCAACUGGGCGAAUUCGGAACCUACCAGAAGCUCAUGCUCUGGUUGGUCUGCCUGCCGGCCUGCUUUCCCUGCGGUUUCGGGGCCUUCAAUCAACUCUUCAUGGCGGACGUUCCUGAACAUUGGUGUAGGGUUCCACAGCUGGCGAACCUGAGCGAAGAACUCCAAAAAAAUCUCUCCAUCCCAUACGAUGGUACUUUUUCAAAAUGUACUAGAUAUGUUGCGAACUGGACAGAAAUAUUGAGAGAGUCUGGAAUUAACGGUGUCGUGGCUAAUACGUCGUGGCCUACGGAGGGGUGCCUCGAUGGGUGGGUUUAUGACAAGAGUAAAGUAGUUUCCAGCAUUGUUAUAGAUUUCGAUUUGGUUUGUGACAAGGACAUCUACCCUACUCUAGGGCUCGUGGCUCUCAACCUUGGAGGUCCAGUUGGCGUUUACACCUUCGGGAGAUUGAAUGACACUAUCGGUAGGAAGAAGUCGUUUUUCUUAUGUCUCACUGUUCUUCUGAUUGGCAGCAUUUUCACGGUGACGGCCCAAAAUUUUUGGUGGUGGGCUGGAAGUAGGAUAAUAGUCGGGCUAACCAUACCGGCGAUGUACCAAAUACCUUUCAUUAUCUCUCUGGAAUUGGUUGGUCCAAAUUAUAGAUCAUUCGUCACAGUCUUAACCUGCAUGUUUUAUACAGUAGGGCUUAUGAUGCUUGCCGCUAUAACAUACCUGAUCAGAAACUGGGUCCACUUGGGUAUUGUCACCUCCGCACCAUUCAUUUUCUACUACCUUUACUGGUUUUGUCUUCCCGAAAGUCCUAGGUGGCUUCUAGCAAAAGGACGUUUUGAAGAAGCAUCAAAAGUGAUCGAAAAACUCGCCAAAGUUAAUAAGAAAGAACUACCUGCCAGCUUCAAACAGCAGCUCAAAAGACAUAUAAUGUAUAAACGAACGAAGAGUGAGGAAGAGGCAUACAAAAGAACUCCGGGUUGCUCCGACCUGUGCGGAACCCCCAACAUGCGACUGAAGACCAUCUUGAUAACCAUCAACUGGUUCGCCAACGAAACGGUUUACGUCGGUUUGAGCUAUUACGGCCCUUCUUUGGGCAGCAACGAACACUUGAGUUUUCUGCUAUCAUCCGCAGUAGAAAUUCCUACUUACCUCACUUGUUGGUUAGUGAUGGAUAGAUGGGGGAGGAGAUGGCCGAUAUGCACGUGUAUGCUGAUUUGUGGAGUUUGUUGCCUAGCAACGGUUGGAAUACCUACAGAUGAUGUGCAUACCACUUUGGUUCUAUUUUUGGUAUCAAAGUCUGCAAUUUCGGCUUCCUUCCUGAUCAUCUACCCAUUUGCAGGAGAACUGUAUCCCACACAGCUGAGAGGAUUUGGAAUUGGUACCUCUGCUUAUAUCGCAGGACUGGGACUCAUUAUCAUACCAUUCAUAACUUAUUUGGGUUCAGCGAUGUUGAUCCUACCUUUGAUCAUCAUGGGAGUGAUGUCUAUCAUUGGAGGACUACUCGUUCUCAGGUUGCCAGAAACAUUGCAUCACAGACUGCCUCAGACGGUUGCAGAAGGGGAAGCGUUUGGAAAAAAUUUCGGCGUCAAAGACUGUUUACGUUGUAUACCUUUAAAGUAA